UAUUGAAUGAAUCUGUGUGAGAUACUAAGUUUGUUGGAAAUUCCAUACCAAAUUCCUGAAACUCCUACUACAUGAGUCCUCCAUAUGGCUCGUCCUCGCCUGCUCGCCGGGGCUGAAGUGGCCAAGGAGCCCCAUUCAGUUUCAUUAAAAGUUUUACGACUUUCACGACCCUCCCUAUCAUACCAAUAUCCGCUCCCGAGUGAAAACGAAAGUGUCCCUCCUCUUAAAGCGUCGCUCAGUUACCCUUCCGAUAGCUCUGACAGCCAAUUCAUUCUCAGCCCAAAUGUUACCCUUCCACCGGCAUUUGGAUCUGCAUACGUGGGGGAAACAUUCUCUUGCUCAUUAUGUGCAAACAAUGAACUCCCGCUUGAUAUCGAAAACCGGGUUGUCAGCUCUGUUCGCAUAGUAGCGGAAAUGCAGACGCCAUCUCAAAUCGUUUCUUUGGAGCUUUCCCCGCCAGGAGAAGAUUCGGGGUCUGGCGGGCUAGCAAAGUCUCAAUCGCUGCAGAAGAUAGUCCGUUUCGAUUUAAAGGAAGAAGGGAAUCAUGUUCUUGCAGUCAGCGUUAGUUAUACCGAAACCACUCUGGCGCCACAAGGUCAAGAAACCUCUCCUGGUUCCGGCGUUGGUGCCGUACAGGCGGCAAGCGGACGGGUACGCACGUUCCGGAAGCUCUACCAAUUCAUUGCACAGCCGUGUUUAAGUGUGCGGACAAAGGCGACGGAACUGACACCGCUCGAAGUGGAUAAUCGAGCGCUUGGCCCCUAUGGAAAGGCGCGAUUACUGAGAUACGCGCUUGAGGCUCAACUGGAGAACGUCGGGGAUGGAGCGAUAUCUCUUGGAUCUACCACACUCAACCCAAAACCACCUUUCAAGUCCAGGUCGCUAAAUUGGGACUUUGAACGAUCCGAUUCCCUGAAAACGGCCCCACCCAUGCUAAAACCUCGUGAUGUCCUCCAGGUUGCAUUCUUGGUGGAACAAGAACACGGACAGCAGGAGGGCCUUGAAGGUUUGCAAAAGGAUAUGAAUCGAGAUGGUCGGACUAUUCUUGGACAGCUAUCUAUCGAAUGGAGAGGCAGCAUGGGGGAUAGAGGGUUUCUAACUACUGGGAAUCUUAUGACAAAGAGGCGGUAAUGUCAUAGAAUUGACUAAUUUUAUGGCCGGCUGGUUCGUAUAUGUCGAUCUCUCAGUUGGGGCUUGGGAUAAAUUAAAUGUGCUACGGAGUAGAUAGUAGGGACAUGUUAACGUAGAUUUAUACGACGCAUUAUCCCCGAAUGUCCCGAGCUCGGCAUGCCGAGUGACUGGCCGUCAAGCUAUUAAUAAGAACAAUAAUCCAAUCUUUUCCCAUUAUUAGACCCACACC
Histoplasma capsulatum G186AR is the source of this 1360-nucleotide messenger RNA. RefSeq names its product DUF974 domain-containing protein. NCBI's taxonomy places the organism in Eukaryota, Fungi, Ascomycota, Eurotiomycetes, Onygenales, Ajellomycetaceae. Bases 85 to 1131 code for a protein of 348 amino acids. The record is from RefSeq and is a predicted model, not a curated record. The transcript has 5 exons. Gene Ontology annotation, cellular component: TRAPPIII protein complex.